CGUCGUAUGCAUUUUGUACACACAGAGUGUGCACAUGUACAUUCUUACAACAAUCCCCUCCUCGUUAACCUACCGGUCUCUGGAAUAACUCUCCAUUUUCACCACAAAAUGGAGUAUUCACAAACAUACGACCCCGACUCGGGCCAUUUCUCAACAACGAUAGAUUUUCCUCCUGAUGAGUCUAUUACUUGGGGAAAGUCGUCGCCCAGAAAGAGUGAAAAACCCGUCUCAAGAACACUGGAUUCUGAAUUCGGCAUCCCCAUGACAGACCUAGACAACCCAGGAUUCGAAGCUUCGCCUAGAUCCGGAAAUAAAAAUAGCAAAUAUGACCCCGAACGAGCUGCGGAUGAUGUGGAAGAGGGAAGUGAGACCAGUGAAAACAAAUGUUGGACGUUUGUGGACAGUGUACUGGAUGUCCUGAAGGAGUUCUACGCUGAUAACAGGUCCGUCUUCCUCAGUACCAUCUACACCAUCUUGGUACUUCUCUACUUAGCGUACAUCAUCUAUGCUUGUUUCUAUGACUUCCAAGAGGCCAUGGUACUGUUCAUCAUUUCUUGCAUAGCUUUCGGUCUCUUUCUGUAUGGGGUCAUUCGAGACCACGCAGGGAAAGACAUCUACAAUGCUACCUGCAAACCAGGCGGUAACUUUGUUGACAAGCACUGGAGGUAUAUCAGAUGGCCUCUCUACUUCGUACUUGUUGCUGCGGUUGCCGUUGCUCUGUUCUUCUUAUGCAAGGAUAAUCCCGUCCAGCUGAUCUCCGCUGGGGGUCUCGUUGUCUUCGUUCUCUUUACCUACGUCUUCUCAAAGCAUCCUCGCCGCGUCAAAUGGCGUCCAGUGGUCUGGGGCUUAGCACUACAGUUUAUUCUCGGCUUGUUUAUUCUACGUACAUCCGUUGGGUUCCAGGUGUUUGAAUUCCUCGGCGAUCUUGUGCAAGCAUUUCUUAAUUUCACAGAUGAGGGGUCCAAGUUCGUCUUUGGCGAUUCAUACCAAGAUCAUUUCUUCGCGUUUAAGGUUUUACCAGUUGUAAUAUAUUUUAGUGCAUGUAUCUCUGUCUUCUACUACCUUGGGGUUAUGCAAGUUGUCAUUGCAAAGUUGGCGUGGCUUAUGCAGAAAACGAUGCAUACAUCAGCAUCAGAGUCAUUGAAUGCGGCUGGAAAUAUCUUCAUUGGUCAGUCUGAAGCUCCCCUCCUUAUUCGACCAUACCUUCCUAAAAUGACGCGAUCAGAGCUUCACGCCGUCAUGACUGGCGGUUUUGCGACCAUCGCUGGUAGCGUUCUCGGUGCGUAUAUCUCGUUUGGAAUCAGCGCUUCUCAUCUUCUAUCAGCUUCGGUGAUGUCGGCACCCGCUGCUCUAGCCAUUGCUAAGCUGUUCUACCCAGAGACUGAGAUUUCACAGACCAGGACAGCAGCUCAAGUUAAGCUCCCAAAAGGUGAGGAGAGGAAUGUUAUCGAGGCUGCCUCUUCUGGAGCAUCCACUGCGGUCAUGUUGGCCUUGAACAUCGGAGCUAACCUUAUCGCGUUCUUGGCUCUUCUAGCUCUCUUCAAUGGCAUUCUGGGAUACCUCGGGGUUCUCGUUGGCAUUGAUGGACUGAGCUUUGAGCUGAUCUGCUCGUAUUUGUUCAUUCCCAUCGCCUUCCUGAUGGGAGUAGAAACUCAGGAUUGUCGGGUGGUAGCUGAACUCAUCGGAACCAAAACAUUUUUGAAUGAGUUUGUGGCCUAUGAGCGACUUGCAGAGUACAUCUCGCAUCGUGGGACAGACGAAAUAUCAUUAUCGGCUCGUUCAGAGGUGAUAACAACGUAUGCCCUUUGUGGUUUCGCCAACCUCGGUUCCGUUGGGAUCAUGAUGGCAGCUCUCACUUCUAUGGCUCCGCAAAGGAAAGGAGAUAUUGCAUCAGUUGCAUUAAGAGCUUUGAUUUCUGGCACCACAGCAUGUUUCAUGACUGCUUGUAUAGCAGGAGUGCUUUAUAUAGAGCCAGCUGCCAUGUUAGAUCCUGCUACAGUACUACCUGGGGGUAUAGAGAAUGUCACCGAUGUCAUGAUGGCGACAAUGUCAUAGUAACGACAAUGACAAUGUCAUGUUAUGGACUUCACAGAUAUUAACAUGAUGUUGUAAUAAUAACCUGAUUUGUAAGUUCGUUUAAUUUGUACUUAAUAUAUCCGAGUUGUACAAUUCAUGAGUUCUCUAAAAACUUUUAGUGAAAUGAAAAAAAAAAAAGGGAAUUGUAAAUAAUAAAAAACAGCAUCUUGAUAUUCUGUGAGUUUGUUUUUGAAAUUUCAAUGAAAUUUAAAAGGAUCUCAAUGUGGAUUCAGCUCAUAAUGAAAUGAUUCAGCCCGCAAUAAUGAAAUGGAGAACAAAAACCAUUACCCUUUGGGAAAAAAGUGACCCAACAAAAUUGACUUGAAAUGCCUUGAAUUUGUAUCCCACUUCUAAAACCUUCCUUAUAAGGAUAUGAGCAUUGAUCUACCUCACAUUUAAAUAAAACCAGUGUUUUCACUUCUGAAGACAACCUUCCGAAAUAAAAACAUUGAAAUGAAAUGUAAUACCUGUCAUUCAAGAAUGAUAGAUCAAACAAUCCUUUUGACCCCCUUCUAAAAAUAUUUUACACUGUCAGAAAAUAAGUUUUGUUUCGUUAUUAUAUUAACUUACUGUGUGCUGACAAACUGGUAAAUGUCAAAGAUGUUGGAGUAACGAAAGUGUACAGAAAAAUGAUUCGAUUAAUAAAUGAAUUUUAAAGAGUUUUUAUUUGAUUUUUAGGUUGUUUUGGUCAUUUUCGGCAAACAAGCAGACUGUUUCACUUUCAUGCAGAUGUAUUCAAGGGAUUUUUGCCUAUUUAUUUGAAACCAUUCAUCAACAAUUUGAGGCUUGAGAAUUUAUGUAGCAAAGAAGCUUAGGCGUUCGUUUUAGGAGCCAUGCGAAAUCGCAGUCAAUUGAGUGGAGUAGCCGAAACUGUAGAAUUCUACGAAAAGCUGCAGCAAAUUUGAAUGCUGGUCCAGUGAAGUGGUGACAUUUGGCUUCACACAAACGAACAGUUGCUUGAAGUGAAACUGAAGAACUGUUUUGAAAAGAUUUAAAGCUCAUACAAAAUAUAUUAUGUGAUGCUUAAAUUGUUUCCUUAUUUGCCGAGAAUGACCUGGGAAAACUUUUAGUAUUAAAGGAACAAGUUGACUUCUCAAAAUUGUGUGUAAAUGUUUUUUAAAAUAACUUUCGGUGCAGUUUGAUCAGUGCUGGUGGUAGACUUUUUAAAGGAUAUUACUUUGUAUUAUAUUUCAGUUGUAUUAGCUUAUAUUUGAGAGGUUUUAUGGACAAGGGCAAAUAGACUCUAUUGAUGGAGUUUUAUUCAAUUUUUAACCCGGGUAUGAGAUAUUGUUUGGGAAGUGUUAAUAUUUGACAAAUAGGUCAAAAGCUGAAAAAAAACAUAGGAAGUUCUAUGGAAACUAGCUUUCACAUUUAAACUUGAAAACUUCUUGUUUUUGUUCUUCCAAAUCUAUGUAAAGUAUGUGUAGUUUUUUUAAAUUUUUUUUAACAGGGUAAACUCAACAAGUUUCUUGUUAUUUAUAGUUUCAGUUAGUUCCCAAGACAAUCUUUUAACAUGUUAGGCUGUGUCUGUAUGCUGCAGCUUUUUCUCAACACUCCAUGGGACGAUCAAGCGGCUUUUGUAAUUUGGACACAGUCUUAAGCAGGAAGGCAGACAUCUUGAGAACCUUUUUGAGUUGGCAUCAUUUUCAAUAAAUCACCUUGUAUUAUAAUGUAUUCAAUCAAUUAUAUUUUUUAUGUCAAAUACCAGAGCAGUGCCUUAUUGAUUAAACUAUACAACAUAGCCUAAUGUCAAGGUAUUUGCACUGUAUGUGACCACAAGUCAAGUUUGAAAAAAACAAACCAGCAAUUCAAUCAAACUUCAACCCCAAAAUUUAGGUAAAUUUUGUCAAAUUUUGCACAUAAAUGUGUACUAGGCUAUAUAGCCUUGUGAACUUGUCAAAUUUUUUCACAAA
Asterias rubens (European starfish) is the source of this 3989-nucleotide messenger RNA. RefSeq names its product solute carrier family 28 member 3-like. Gene Ontology annotation, molecular function: nucleoside:sodium symporter activity. The coding region runs from base 7 to 2055 and encodes 682 amino acids. Gene Ontology annotation, biological process: nucleoside transmembrane transport. Lineage: Eukaryota; Metazoa; Echinodermata; Asteroidea; Forcipulatida; Asteriidae. The record is from RefSeq and is a predicted model, not a curated record. The transcript has 11 exons. Gene Ontology annotation, cellular component: membrane.